UCGCUCGGCUGACUUGUGAGAUAUCUGUGAAUCGCUCAACAUGAUCCCCCCGGCUGAUUCGCUGCUGAAACACGAUAACCCGGUGCUUAUAAGCAAGAAUACAGAGAGAAAAUCUCCCAAAUCUCGUCCUCUGAAAGCCAGCAGUCCUCAGACAGUGUUAACAGCUCCUGUACCACCGCCUCCUAAACCAAAGACACCACUCUUAGAUGCAACCAAACCAGCUGAAGAAAUUUUAAAUGCUAUUCUUCCACCUCGAGAAUGGGUGGAGAACAAUCAGCUUUGGAUCCAACAAGUGUCCAGCACACCCAGCACCCGAAUGGAUGUUGUCCACUUACAGGAAGAGCUAGAUAUGAAGUUGCAGCAGCGACAGGCCAGAGAGACUGGUAUCUGCCCUGUGCGGAGAGAGCUUUAUUCACAAUGUUUUGAUGAACUCAUCAGACAGGUGACUAUUAACUGUGCAGAGAGGGGCUUACUCCUGCUCAGAGUCCGUGACGAAAUACAUAUGACCAUCUCUGCCUACCAAACGCUGUAUGAAAGUAGUGUUGCUUUCGGCAUGAGGAAAGCUUUGCAAGCAGAACAGGGAAAAUCGGACAUGGAAAAGAGAAUUGCAGAGUUAGAGAUGGAAAAGAAAGAUCUAGAAAGACAAGUAAAUGAACAAAAAGCCAAGUGUGAGGCUAUAGAGAAACGUGAGGCAGAGAGACGCCAAGUGGAAGAGAAGAAACACGCGGAGGAGAUACAAUUCCUCAAGAGAACUAACCAGCAACUGAAGGCACAGCUAGAAGGAAUUAUUGCGCCCAAGAAGUAAGAAGACAGGAGUAACAUCUGUGGACAGGCUGUCUGUGAUUCAGAUUCUACUGCAGUGCAAAUGCCAAGAAACCAAUAUUUCUAACUUUAGGACAUUUUUAAUUAUAUCUGGUUGUUGUUUAUAUUAAAUCCUCAGUUGACACAAGAAAUGUUAAAAGGUUGCUCAUUAUGCCGAAAUGAAACACCUCAAUAUUUUUAAUAUCAAAAAUUCUUUUGAAGCUCCAUUUGUUGCAGCCCCUUCCAAGUCUCUGUAUUGCUUGUGUUGUGAUUAUUAACAGGGAAUCCUUCUUGCGCCACCUAUCAAAGCAUUGCUGAAAGGCCAUGUGUGCUAUAAUGCAAGUCGGGCCUGUCCAAUUGGCAGCUGUCGGUCUCAGUGUGAAAUUUUAUAGAAGGAAUACAUAACUACAGUCCUCAAGAUCUUAUAAAACUAUCUCUUUAUAUUGACCGUCUGGUUCCACACAGGUAUUCCAAAAACAUAUUGUGGUUGGCACAAUAGAAUUAAAAAAAAAA
Xenopus tropicalis (tropical clawed frog) is the source of this 1314-nucleotide messenger RNA. RefSeq names its product dynein axonemal light intermediate chain 1 (gene dnali1). NCBI's taxonomy places the organism in Eukaryota, Metazoa, Chordata, Amphibia, Anura, Pipidae. Gene Ontology annotation, cellular component: cytoplasm. The record is from RefSeq and is marked provisional.